Xenopus tropicalis (tropical clawed frog) is the source of this 1426-nucleotide messenger RNA. RefSeq lists its product as uncharacterized. Bases 467 to 1381 code for a protein of 304 amino acids. The record is from RefSeq and is a predicted model, not a curated record. Lineage: Eukaryota; Metazoa; Chordata; Amphibia; Anura; Pipidae. The transcript is spliced from 2 exons.
GAAAGUCAUAGCAAGUGAAACAUUGAAACUGGAGGGUAUCAAUACCCCUUUGUCAUAGUAGACAGGUUCAGUAGGUAAAUGGAAGCACAAAAAUUCCAUUUGAAAUCUUAAUGGGUAAGCCUUUUCCCACUCUGUGGACAAGGACUCCCUUAGAUCACUAUACCAGGCGAUUUGGAUCAGAUACGGGAACAAUAUGUAACUGAAUUGAUAAAGGUUUUGAAUAGUCACAACAAUGAUGUUUAUCUCUCUUUUCACAGAAACCUACACAUCCAUAUUAACCAGGAGACAUUGUGCAAGACUCCAUCCAAAGAAAGGGGGAACCACCCCAUACGGAGAUCUCACGACCGUGAUAGACAUCACCAGAACCGCAGUCCUAACAUCUGACAGCAAUCAAUGGAUACACAAAAUGCACCUAAAGAGGGCCCCCACCCCGUGAGGAUUACUCCACAGGAUACACCAUCCUCAGAUGACAACGGCUACUGACAUUUUCCAUGCUAAAAAUGACUCUGAAGUGCAAGAUUCUGAUAUUGAAACACAUGUCUCUGUAUAUGCUUAUGUUACAGAUCAAAAUGCUACUAGACGCAUGCGAAAGAAUUUUGCUUCCAUAGUUACUCACAAUGUAACUGCAAGUGACAUAUGCUAUAACAUGACUUGUAAUGUUAGCGACAUCACUGUGUGCAUUCAGGCACGUUUGACUAAGAGUACUGACCCGCACCCAGUGUGCAGUAGGAUGACUUCUCAAUGCAUCAAUAUCACCACAAUUAUGUCAUGUAAUAAUACCAUCCUGGCACCUAGUUUAGCUAAGCAUGUGCCAAUGCCCAGAGGUUGGUUCUGCUCUUGUAGGAACAACUCGUUUAAUUACAUUCCAGCCAAUAUUUCUGGUGGACCCUGUGCAUUAACUAGAUUUAGUUUAGCUGUUCAUACAGCCCACCCCAGACGGACCACCCAGGCCCAGCGCCCUAAUAGAGGCACAGAUUAUGAAUACAUACCUAGGAUUGCAAGACACUUAAUGUCUAAGUCUGAAAUAAUAGCGCUAGGAUUCUCACUGGUAGAAGUACCAGGAUUGACUGUAUAUCAGGGUAAACAAAUUAAUAAAAUCGUUUGCAUCAUAGUUAAGAGCAUUAAUGCUACCAGCAUUGCAAUUGCAAAUCUAUUGACUGACAUAGGAGACGCUAGAAAAGUUGUACUACAAAAUCGUGCAGCGAUUGAUUAUUUGUUUUUCAAGCAUAAUCAUGGUGGUGAAUACUUUGAAGGCUUAUUCUGCUUUAAUUUUGUCGUUAUUAUUAUCAUUUGUUUGAUUAUCAUUCAAUGUGUGCCUUCAUUAAUCCACAUGUGUUGUUCAUGUUAUAAUGAUAUAACUUUAAGUGUUAUCACUUCGUGAUAAAAGGGAGGGUACCUAAAAUUCUCCCUCCAUAGAUUUCAUCUU